Molecule: messenger RNA, 3298 nt
Organism: Botrytis porri
Lineage: Eukaryota; Fungi; Ascomycota; Leotiomycetes; Helotiales; Sclerotiniaceae
Exons: 3
Coding region: 423-2585 (720 amino acids)
Biological process (GO): dephosphorylation
Molecular function (GO): protein tyrosine/serine/threonine phosphatase activity
Source: RefSeq, a predicted model, not a curated record
UACAUCCAUACCUGAUAUCCAUAAUCCUGGGCGAGUCACGUAAUCUCUAAUCACAAUCGCACAAAAUAACCGCAAGCCUUGAGAAAAAUGUGUACACCUCCCAGUACAAAGUGCACACAUCAAAAAACCUUGAUAGGAGCACUAGAAAAAAUAAAUAAGGAGAUCCCUCCAGAGUCAGCAGCGGAUUGUCAGACAAAGUUUUCCAAGGAGAGCCACGUUCACGUCUGUCUCAUCUGCCAUAAUCCAAUUCCCCUCUAUUGCCCGGAAAAGGAGCAUCGAUCACUCAUUCGAGUACAGCUUCUACGGAGCAGCGUGACAACGUUAUUGGCUAUGAGUACUUUGAUCACAACCAGAAAGUAAAUUCCCGAUAGGACUUUGCUUUUUGUCUGACCCCCAAAACAUAUUUGGGGGUUAAUACAAGAAUGGCAGCUUUCUCGUUGCUGCUAUCGCUAUCGUUAUGUUCCUUUUUUCCUCUCAUUCUUGCUUUACCAGGUAACAGCGUUUCGCCGUUGUUAGACUCUUCUAGCAAACUAAUCUUACCAAUACAGGCUGUUGCAGCUAGUGUAAGCCGAGUCUAUACCAACACAACACAGGGAAAGUUGAGCGGUCGGGAUAUGGUGCAAAUUGCUCUUCUGUGUAGUGUGUUUCCUGCUUUCUGGUAUCUGCGAAAUGGAAGGAAGAGCAAGGCUUACAAUGACACGAAAUCGCUCAAUGGAAGUGCACAUGGAACCAUUCCUAAACAGAGUAUAGAUAUCAAUGAUUCCGAAGUCGUCGAUCCAGGACUUUUAAAAAAACAUUCUGAGAUAAGAUCCUACGCCACGAGUCGUUUUACAUAUUCUUCAUUACGAGUUUUCUUCAGCAGACAUGCUCAAGCCGACAAGCUACCCACGAAACCUGCCCCACUACCUCUACUAGUUUUCAUCCAUGGUCUGGGGGGGUCAGUUGCGCAAUUCAACCCUCUUUUAACAAGCCUUGUGAAUUUGGCAUCAUGUCUUUCAAUCGACCUACCAGGCUGCGGCCUUUCUGCAUUCGACCCAAAAUUACCUUGGGAUGCUUAUACUGUAGACGCUCUUGCAGAGCUUAUGGGGAAAGUCAUUGAGGACUACAGGGAGAAGGAUACGAAGCAGGGUGUAGUUUUGAUUGGACACAGUUUGGGUUGCUCUAUAGCCGCCCUACUUGCGUCUACAACGUCGCCACAAUCAAUUGCACUAUCAGAGAACGUCAUGGGCCUUAUUGCAAUUUGCCCUCGGGCGGAACCCCCUAGUGAAGAUGAGGUUAGUAAGUUCAAGAAGCUACUUCUGGUCCCGAAUCCCAUUUUUGAUCUUUGGCGAAACUGGGAUCGCCGAGGUGGCCCUGAAAGUGCCAGUGUGCAUAGAUUUGUUGGCCCUUCAGCAGAUGACGAAACCAAAAGGCUGCAAGAACGAUUCAAUAGCCAGAGUAAAACUGCAGUAUGGAGGAGAAUGGCAGCUGGUACUUUGCCCGUUUAUGAAAACCACAUUGCGAAAGGUGGACUUGCGGGCGGAGAUAUCUGGAAGGGGCUGGAUAUGCCUGUCUUCCUUGUUGCUGGGGCAGCUGAUAAUAUCACAAAACCCGGGGAGAUUGAAAAGAUUGCCCAAUUUCUUGGAAAGUCUCACCCAGUCCAAAUUGAACCCAGCGACAAAAGUGAGCCUAUACUUGAUGCAGCUGCGCCUGUUGAUAUGUCUGGGAAGAGCAAAUCUAUAAGCAAUGGUAUCAAUCCCUCAACUGAAAACCUGCUUCUCGAAAAGAACCCCGAUACCACUGUGGAAUCGCUAGAAGACCCAUCGACACCGGAUGCUAUUGAAAGAACCGAAAACAUCCCUCCCCAACCUCUCAGACCGAAGAGGGUCCUAAAAAUGACAAUCAUUCCAGCCCCCGCUUCGCAUGCUUUGCUCUACAUGCCAACCACUGUGAGAACCCUUGCAGGUCUUAUAUCUGAUUUUCUUUGUACCCAAGUGUCACCUCGUUUAUCCUUGGGGUGGCAACUACAAUUUCUCUCUACUUCCGGCAAAUGGGAUGUAAAGAAUUUGGCAAAGUGGCAAGCAGUGGCACCUGUUUCAGAGCCUAUCGCGGGCGUAUUUCGUGCAAUGAAAACUUUGAGAGAGGUAGAUGAUAGUCAUUGUCCAGAGGUGUUUGUGAAAGAUUGGGGCGAGCAGAUCAAGGAUAUUGUCGAUAUUAGCCACGAAAGUCCGGUGUAUGAUCCACGAGGUCUCGAAAAUGGCGGAAUACGAUACCACAAAUUCCCGACAGUAUCUAAAAUUCCACCCACAUCCGACGAGGUUGUCACCUUCAUCAAUUUGAUUGAUCGGCUAAGAGAUGAGCAGGCGGCAAGAAAAGAAAAGGGAGGGGCUGAGGGUGAGUGGUUUGUGGGGGUACACUGCCACUAUGGCUUCAACAGAACCGGAUACUUCAUUGUAUGUUAUCUGGUCGAAAGGUGUGGGUAUGGAGUUCAAGGAGCUAUUGAUGAGUUCGCUAAAAGAAGACCGAAAGGCAUUAAACAUGCUCAUUUUAUGGAUCAGCUAUUUGUUAGGUACUGCGUGGGGUUGAAAAGAGCGCCCACACUCUAACGGCAUAAUUGUUAAUAAAGAGGCAUUGAUUUUGGGUGCAUCGAACCAGAUGCUGUAAGAUGGGAGCUAGGAAUCUUGGAAUGUAUUGAUAAGGCUGGGGAAUAGGAAUCGCAUCUCUUACUAUUGUAACCACCUAGUACUGGUUCGAUUCGAGGUUUCGCACAGUCAGAUGGACGGGCUUUCAUCACCCUAUAAUUAUUGUACGGGAGAAGUUCCCUACUUAUCAAACAGCAUACUUUUCUCUCCAAUUUGCACCCAAGCAGAUGGCAAAGGCGGAACGACAGGAAUUCUAGAUAUGCAACAGAGACACGAACUUUUGAUCCCUCAUGUGACAAAGCUACAAGUCAUCUGCGUGCAGGGCUAUUGUGCCACGAGGAUUAGGGGUCACGGACUAAUAUAUUGUAUGCAGUGUUAUGUUACACAGCUUCUGUGGAAACAACAUGACACGAUUACUUCAUCGUAUCUUUUCAGCUGGUGCAAUGAUGAGAGUGGGGGCUGAGGGCUGGGCUGAGGUUACAGUUGUGUUGCGCGAGGUUGAUGGAGGAUUCAUGUUUGAUGCGGGUGACGAUGCAGUUUCCGAGAGAGCCCCGUACCAAUGGUAGAUAUUAUUGGAGAAAAAGUGGAUGGAAGACUAGUUCGGAUGUUGAAAAAAUGCUUAGCAGGCAACGUCAAAAACGCGGGGGGGGGGGGGGUUAUCAUCUUAAGAGCCGAGU